Daucus carota subsp. sativus is the source of this 2782-nucleotide messenger RNA. RefSeq names its product GTP 3',8-cyclase, mitochondrial. Gene Ontology annotation, biological process: Mo-molybdopterin cofactor biosynthetic process. Lineage: Eukaryota; Viridiplantae; Streptophyta; Magnoliopsida; Apiales; Apiaceae. Gene Ontology annotation, molecular function: 4 iron, 4 sulfur cluster binding; metal ion binding; cyclic pyranopterin monophosphate synthase activity. The transcript is spliced from 7 exons. The record is from RefSeq and is a predicted model, not a curated record. The coding region runs from base 1382 to 2422 and encodes 346 amino acids.
GUAGUCGUCGUUUAAUUUGAAUUAUUAUGUAUGGAUUAAGAUACUAUAUUGAGUGAUUAUAUCUGAUUUCUGCUGUGGAUAUGUUCGAUGAUCCAGUCUCAUCAAUUCAUUGAAGUUGAAGUGUUUUUGAUUUCCUUUGGUGAUUUCGAUCUGUGUACUCGAAGAUGGUAAUAGAAUAGUCCGGUUUAAUGAUGCAAGUGAUGAUGGAUACACUUUUGUGUCAUUUCUGGUUGUCACCAAAUAAGUAUAUAUACCUAUUUUAUGGACUAAAUAUUGUAUUUUGUACGCACUCACAGAAAUAGAAUAUGAACUUUUUUGUCACUAAAUUAUCUACUCGCUAAGAAACUUAUCACCGAACUAGAAAUUUAUUUCUAGGCACUAAUGUUACAUUUUUAUUUGACUGUAAGCAUUCCACUAACUUUUACUUCCUGCCAUUAAAAUUAUCGCAUGUGAUAAUUUUAAUCGACUUGGAUGAUCUGUAACUCAAUAAAACAAAGUAAAUUAAGAAAACACCCAAAUCAUGAGUCAACAACUACUGUAUGCCAAGAAAUCAAAGCGUGAGUUCAGGAAGCCCAAGUGGCUUACUUGGGACACAUCAUUUCUAAGUAACGAGUGGCAGAGGAUCACAAAAAACUGGAUGACAUGCUUUCCUGGCCUGAACCAUAGAGUUUGAAGGCUCUAAGAGGGUUCCUGGGACUAGGUGGAUACUAUAAGAAUUUUUCCAAAUGUAUGGCAUUAUAGCAAAGCCUUUGACUGAUUUGCUUAAAAAGAUAACUUCCAUUGAGAUGAACAUGCUUUUGUAGCUUUUGAGCAACUAAAGCAGGCUAUGACUGCUACACCAGUGCUUAGACGACCAGAUGUUAACCAAGAAUUUACUGUGGAGUGGGAUGCUUGUAACGCUGGCAUUGGAGCUGUCCUAACACAAGAAAGUCAAGAAAUGGACUCCUUAUUCGAUGGUUAAAUAUUUUUCAUCAAGAUAGAACAUUGGGUUAUAAAGUUUUUGGCAGUACAGAAAAUUAGUAAUCUUCUGCAGCAGAAGUGGAUCACCAAAUUUGUGGGUUACAGCUAUACCAAUUUUUAUAGGAGAGGGACAGACAAUACAGUUGCUGAUACUCUGUCCAGGAGGCAUGAGGAGAAUAAUGUCCAAUUUGAUCAGUCUGAAGUUUCCCCUCAACAAUGAGGACAUGGUUGUUAUGAAGGAGGGAGGAUUUGUUAUGAUUCCAACAUCAGUAUUAGCAUUGUGUCAUAGUACUAAUUUGGUGUUGUCAUCAGUACUGUAGUAAUUGUAAGGUGCAAACUCAGGUACAAAUCGUAUUUACAGUCUGGAGAGCGCUGUGAUCAAGUAGUAAUUGCUAAUCAUCUUACUGGACCUAUUUCAAAAAUGUAUGCAACUACUUGUGAAAAGUUUUCAGAAGAUCCACCAAUGGCAGAUCCUGUUUCUGACAUGUUAGUCGAUUCAUUUGGAAGGCUCCACACUUACUUGAGGAUCUCCUUAACAGAACGCUGCAAUUUACGUUGCCAGUACUGUAUGCCAGCUGAAGGUGUUGAACUUACUCCUAGCGCUCGUAUACUCUCGCAGAAUGAAAUAGUUAGGUUGGCAAAUCUAUUUGUCAGCUCGGGAGUAGAUAAGAUUCGUUUGACCGGUGGCGAGCCAUCUAUAAGAAAAGAUAUUGAAGAACUAUGUCAAAGGCUGUCGAACCUAGAAGGGCUAAAGACCUUGGCCAUGACAACAAAUGGUAUUACUUUAUCAAAGAAACUUCCGAAGCUUAAAGAAUAUGGACUUAAUUUGGUGAAUAUUAGCCUGGACACAUUGAUCCCUGCAAAAUUCGAAUUUAUGACCAGGCGUAGAGGGCAUGAUAGGGUUAUCGAGUCAAUAAACACUGCAGUAGACCUUGGCUAUAGUCCUGUUAAGGUGAAUUGUGUUGUGAUGCGGGGAUUCAAUGAAGAUGAGAUAUGUGAUUUUGUUAAGCUGACACAAGAUAAACCGAUAAAUGUACGGUUUAUUGAGUUUAUGCCUUUUGAUGGAAAUGUUUGGAAUGUCAAGAAACUUGUACCAUAUUCUGAGAUGUUGGAGAGAGUGGAGAAACAAUUUAAGAUCGAAAGAAUUAAGGAUCAUCACACAGAAACAGCCAAGAAUUUCAGGAUAGAUGGGCAUCAGGGCACAGUUUCCUUCAUCACAUCGAUGACUGAGCAUUUUUGUGCAGGUUGCAAUAGGUUACGGCUAUUAGCUGAUGGUAAUUUUAAAGUAUGCCUUUUUGGUCCCUCAGAGGUUAGUUUGAGGGAUCCUCUUCGGAGUGGCGUUGGCGAUGACAAACUGAGGGAGAUCAUUGGAGCAGCGGUCAAGAGAAAGAAAGCGUCGCAUGCUGGAAUGUUUGACCUUGCGAAGACACCGAACAGACCAAUGAUACACAUUGGGGGCUGAUAUUCUUAGAUUCUGUUCAAGAAAAUUAAAUUGCUAAUGCAGCACACAUAUGGGGAUACAUACUUCGUUUCGUUCAUCAUACAGUACAGACAAUUACAAACACAAUGGGAAGACCAGCUAAGAAAAUGAAAGGAAAGCAAGUAUGGCUCACUUUUGUAACAAAAUACAUGCAGGCUGCAUCCAGCUAAAAGCUAAAUAAUCUAUAAAUUCCUAUAUCUAAUAUUAUGUCAAUUUCAAAGUUUUGUUGUAAUAUCUAUUAAUCCGUUUACAAUAUCUAUAAUAGGCAUACCAGGCAAACUCAACUGAAAUGUUGAGUGUAUACCAUUUAAAAUGUUAGACGUGUUGGAUUGUUGUGCUGCA